Molecule: messenger RNA, 9228 nt
Organism: Labrus mixtus (cuckoo wrasse)
Lineage: Eukaryota; Metazoa; Chordata; Actinopteri; Labriformes; Labridae
Gene: adgrb2
Product: adhesion G protein-coupled receptor B2
Exons: 35
Coding region: 832-5940 (1702 amino acids)
Biological process (GO): negative regulation of angiogenesis; peripheral nervous system development; cell surface receptor signaling pathway
Cellular component (GO): plasma membrane
Molecular function (GO): G protein-coupled receptor activity
Source: RefSeq, a predicted model, not a curated record
GCCUGACGGAUCCCCGGCGGAGGGCAGCGAGGGCGCGCAUCUCUGUCCUCCGCUUGUGAAGCGACUGCAGGGGAGCCAGAUGCCCGACUGUGAGCCGCUGCCUGUGGAUACCCAUCCCGAAUGCCAGCGAAGGCGAGAGAGCCACAAACACACUUCCGCCUCUGCGUGGGAAGAGGAGAGGGACAGUGACCGGAAUUGUUAUUUAAUACAUUUUUCUCGCUGUCUCUGUUUCAAUCUCUGCUUCAAAUGAAGAGCUUCCUCGGACUUGGAGUACCGGGCAUCAGUAGAAAAAAAAACCGUUAUCCCACUCUGCCCCUGCUGCUGCUGCUGCGGCGCUGCUGCCUGUGAGCGCGUCCUCUCUUUGCAUUGGAAUAUACAGCGUGCCUAUAUGCGCAAAACCAUGGAGAUUAUCUGACGUGGAUGUAUCUUUGGAACAAAACUGGACAUCUACAACAGCAACGUCCCUUCUUCUUUUCAUUUUUUUCUUUGCAUUGCCUUUUUUUCUCUUGCGUCCCUCUGUUCUGUUCGUCUGUUUUUAUAUCUAUGGCCACUUUAUGAUUUCAUGUCCUUAUUUUUUUAUUUUUUUCCCCCCACUCUUAUGAUUUUUUUGGUCGGGUUUUCGGAGGCGCAGAAGUGGAAUGCCUCGCAGUCAAGAACAUUUAUCGGGAGAAGAUUCCGCGCAGCAGCGAGGGAUGAAUGAGUGAUAGUCUCCCCUCUCCAUCUGAGACGUGCCAUGGAUGGGAAACUUAAUUUGUAUCCACGGAACCGAGCGGGGAAUAGCCGUCGCAUCAAAUAACUGCUGCUGACAGCGAUCAGGACGAAUGUCAUAGGAUGAACACUGCUGGUGGGGUGUGUCUGUCUGUGCUGUCCUCGCUCCUGGCUGUGGCUGGGGCCCUGGCUGCCUUGUCUGCCCUCGCUCUAGCUCCUCUCUCUGCCCUGGCUGAGGCCGCCUAUGGGGCUGCCGACGGCAUCCCCAGCAAUGGGGCAGAGGGCGCCCCAUCACCCGUCUCCUCAUCAUGCUCCAGCCUUGUAGCUGGGGUGCUCUAUGGCUCUUUCUCCCUAAGGGAGCUCUUCCCCUCGAGGGCGCCGGGCUGUUCCUGGUCCCUGGAAAACCCCGAUCCCACCAAGUACUCCCUCUACCUCCGCUUCACUCGGCACCCUGUCAUCUGCAGGACACACUCCCCCAUGCUACUGUCCCUCGACCAUCACCAGGCCAAUCAAAGUUGUCCCCAUCAUGUACAGACAGCUACUGCCAGGGAUCAAGAAGUCAUUGAUCUGUGUGGCAGCCAAACCAACUCAGAUGGACCAUACUCAUUCCUACAGUUUGAUAAAAACUUUGUCCAACUAUGUCUAACCAGACAUCCAGCUGCAGAUGAGCCUCAGGUUACGAAGGAUUUGCUGGAGUUAAGAUUGGUGGAGGUGUUACUCAUAAACAACGAGAACUCCAGUCAGUUUACCUGUGGCGUGCUUUGUAAAUGGUUCGAGGAGUGUUUACGCACAGGACACAACGGAGACCAGGAGAUUUCGGACGGAGAUGGGUGUGGAAUGACCCAGACAGGAUGUAUCUGCCCAAACCACAACAUCAUGGCACCGCCUGUACCAUUACUUCCCGAGACGCCUCACAGUUUCAGCAAUGGUUCGGUAUUUCCAGACGACUGCUGCGUCACCGAGCUGCAUUCCAAUGAUGCGAUCGCCAUAGCACCCAGAGACGUCCGACAAGACCAAUAUGAUGAUGAUGAUCUGAAGGUGAAGACCCAAAGACCAAGAUCAGCUGACCAGCCAGGUGUGUUUCAGGCACAAACAGGUGACCCAGCGGCAGAGGAGUGGUCGCAGUGGAGUGUGUGUUCUCUGACAUGUGGCCAAGGUUGGCAAGUGAGGACACGAUCGUGUGUUUCUUCUCCCUAUGGGACCCUGUGCAGUGGUGCCCUGCGGGAAACACGCAUGUGCAACAACACGGCGUCCUGUCCAGGUGAUCCUGGGAUCGCAGGCUCAGUCGAGGGCCAAUGGUUAGAGUGGGGGCCUUGGUCGAGAUGCAGCGUGACCUGUAACACGGGAUCGCAGCAGAGGCAGAGGCGCUGCAGUGCGUCCGUUCACGGCUGGGCCGAAUGUAAGGGCCCCCAUGAGGAGAGCAGAGAAUGCACCAACCCUUCCUGCAGUGGUGGAGGUAACUGGGGUAGCUGGAACCACUGGAGUCUCUGCAGCAAAACAUGUGACUCUGGGUGGCAGCGUCGCUUCAGGAUGUGUGAGGGCACCGGAUUACAGGGAUACCCCUGCGAAGGCUCAGGAGAGGAGGUCCGGUCCUGUAACGAGAAGAAAUGCCCAGCUCCUCAUGAGAUAUGUAAAGACGAGCACCUUCUUGCUAUGGCAUGGAAGAGAGCAUCGGCUGGAGAAACUGUAUACAACAAGUGUCCAACUAACGCCACUGGAUCUGCUAGUCGUCGUUGCAUGCUGGACAAUAAUGGAGUUGCUUUCUGGGGUCCUCCGAGCUUCGCCAGAUGCGUCUCACUUGAUUAUAGAUAUUUACAUUUAUCUUUACGAGAGCAUCUCGCGAAGGGUCAGAGGACCCUGGCCGGGGAGGGCAUGUCUCAGAUCGUAAGGAGUCUCCUGGAGCUCUUGCAGAGGAGGAGCUACUACAGUGGCGACCUUCUCUUUUCCACGGAGAUUCUGCGAAAUGUGACGGACACCUUCAAAAGAGCAACCUACAUCCCAGCUCCCGACGACGUGCAGAAAUUCUUCCAGAUAAUCAGCCUCAUGUUGGACAUGGAAAAUGUAGAGAAAUGGGAGGACGCUCAUCAGGUCGCUCCCGGUGCCGCUCUGCUGAUGAGGAUAUUAGAGGAUUUCAUUCACCUCAUCGGAGAAGCCCAGAAGCCUUUUCAGAGUUUCCUGGUGGUUACCAACAACCUCAUGAUAACCAUCCAGCGAGAACCAGUGUCAGCAGUUUCAAGCAAUAUCAACUUCCCAAUGAAGGGCCGGAGAGGGAUGAAGGACUGGGCCAGAACUGCUGAGGACAAACUCUACAUCCCUAAAGAGUUCUUCACCAACCCGACUGAAGAGACAGAGACGGACUCAGAGGCUACCAUGUACUAUGUCAUUGGAGCCAUCCUGUACAGGACACUGGGUGUCAUUCUACCUGCACCAAAUCCCCCUGCCAUGAUCAACUCCAAGAUCCUGACAGUGACAGUGCGGCCAGAACCUCAACCCAGUGAGCCCAAGGUGGUAGUCGAGCUGUCACCGCUGAUCAACGGUACAUCGGAUCCUCAGUGCGUGGUCUGGGACUAUGGCAACCUGGAAGCUGGCGCAGAAAACUGGGGCACAGAAGGCUGCGAAACGCAAACGUCCACCACUGUCCACACCAAAUGCCGGUGCAGCAGGAUUUCCACCUACGCCCUGUUAACGCAGCAAGCUAAAGACCCGGACAUGGGUCCUACCAGCAUGCCCUCUGUGCCCCUCAUGGUGGGCUGUGGCGUCUCCUGCACUGCUCUGCUCAUCCUGCUGCUCAUCUACGCUGCCUUUUGGAGGUAUAUACGCUCGGAGAGGUCCAUCAUCCUGGUGAAUUUUUGCCUCUCCAUCUUGGCCUCCAAUUUAUUGAUUUUGGUGGGACAAUCACAAACGCUAAGCAAGGGCCUCUGUACUGUGACCGCUGCCUUCCUGCAUUUCUUCUUCUUGGCGUCUUUCUGCUGGGUGCUGACGGAGGCGUGGCAGUCCUACCUGGCUGUCAUCGGCAAAAUGAGGUCACGACUCAUCCGAAAGCGUUUUCUGUGCCUCGGCUGGGGUCUUCCAGCUCUAGUUGUAGCAGUGUCAGUGGGUUUCACCAGAGCGAGAGGUUACGGCACAGACAGCAAUUGCUGGUUAGCCUUGGAUGGCGGGUUGCUUUAUGCCUUCGUUGGACCUGCUGCUGUCAUCGUAUUGGUGAAUAUGCUCAUUGGAAUCGUGGUGUUUAACAAGCUCAUGUCUCGAGACGGCAUCUCAGACAAGUCUAAAAAGCAGCGAGCGGGUGUCCCGGCGGAGGCGCGUAGCCGACUGCUCCUGAAAUGCUCCAAGUGUGGCGUGAUCUCGAGCACCGCUAUGUCCAGCUCUACUGCCAGCAGCGCCAUGGCAUCUCUAUGGAGCUCCUGCGUCGUUCUUCCUCUGUUAGCAUUAACCUGGAUGUCAGCCGUGCUGGCCAUAACCGACCGCCGCUCCACACUCUACCAGGUCCUCUUUGCCGUCUUUGACUCGGUCCAAGGGUUCGUCAUCAUCACCGUCCACUGUGCAAUGCGCAGAGAGGUUCAGGAUGCGGUGCGCUGUCGGAUGGGGGGAUGUAAAGACGACAGCGAAAACUCACCCGACUCCUGCAAGAAUGGACAGGUGCAGAUCAUGAAGGGUCCACUUGUGGGCCAGUGUGGGCAGCAGUGUGGCUCUCUGCGUUACGGCACAUCAAGCCUGCCGAGUUGUCACUUGCAGACGUUCCCACCGGUGUGCCAGCAGGCCUGUCACCACAGUCUGCCCCGCAGCAACCACGGCCUGGAGCACAGCCACUCCAUGACCUAUGCACACAACCAUACCCCCACCCUCAACAAUUCCCACAACCACGUUCAUAACCAUAACCACGCCCACAACCACAUCGGCUGCAGACCAACCGACUUUGAGAAGGAUGUGGACUUGGCAUGCCAAACAGAGAGAGGACACCCAUUCAUAUUCAAGGAGGUGAACACCUGUAACCCUGCAACCAUCACAGGGACCCUCUCUCGCAUCUCACUGGAUGACGAGGACGAUCCCAAGCUGGCGGCCCAUCAGGAGGGGGGAGUCGGGGUCAACUUUAGCUCCCUCCCUGGGAACAUCCCCCCUCCCAACCUCAUCGUACAGGUUCCAACCCUAGGGGGUCUGAACGAGCUGAGCGAGACGCCGCUAAAGAAGGAGGUAAACGUGGACCAGCAGCGACAGCAGGGGCAACAACGCAGCGGGGCUCCAAUCUACCUGUGCACCGAGAGCGGCCUGGGCUGGGCUCGACCCCCCACCUCCUCCAACACCUCUCAGGACGGGAGCGCCGGGAGUGGAGGAAGUGGAGGGGGAGGAGGAAGUGGCGGAGGCGGUGAGGGAGACUACAUGGUCUUACCUCGUAGGACGGUCAGUCUCAAACCUCCAGCGUCCUCCUCCCAGGGAGGGGGCCUGGGAAUGGGGGGUGAGGACAAGCCUCUCAACAUCGCAGUGGAUGAUCCCCCCUUCCCACCGCCUCCCUCUCCUCUCACCCUGCACCCAGCCGAGAGCGAGGCCUACCCGGCGGAUUUUGUGCCAUCAAGUGUGGGCGACAUGAACAUUGCCAUGAACCUGAACCGCUCCUACGGGACGAUCAAAACCAUGCCCCAUGGGCACGGCCACAUGAUGGCUCAAGGGGGUAUUGUACACUCCCACGGAGGACACAUGCACUCCCACGGGCACUCGCUCCAGCUGAAGCCGGGUCAGAGGCCAUCGGUCAGACAGAUUCUGACCGGGGGAACCACAGUGGAGAGAACCAGGACUCUGCCACGCAACCUGGGCAGCACCAAUGCAAACACCAGCCUCUCUGCAGGAUCCCUGGAGAGGAAAAGAGUACGGUACUCUGAGCUGGACUUUGAGAAAGUGAUGCAUACUCGCAAAAGACAUUCUGAGCUGUACCAUGAGCUCAACCACUCCUCCAAGUUCCACACCAUAGACAGGUAUAACAGGGACCCAGCCAUGUCCACAUUCAAGAGGGAAAAGCGAUGGAGCAUUUCGUCUGCCGGAGGUGAAAAGAACUCGUCGAGUGACAAGUCCACCCCAGAGGACCAGAGCUCCUGGGACAGCUUCAAGACCAUGACCCCCGAGCUGUCCAUUGUGCCUGGAGAGCAGAAGGACCGGAUGGAGCUGCACAAUAAGAACUGGGACUCCUCCUCAGCAAACACACCCGACUCGUCCGAGGGAGACUUCCAGACUGAAGUGUGAAGACACACGGACGUAGACGCACUCACUUGAACACACACACACACACACACACACACAGACACACACAGGCUCUCAUGCCGAGAUCCAAAUGCACACAGAGAUACUGAACUUCUCAAAAGCUAUACAUACGUACAUGAUUUUUUUUUUUUUUUUCCGCAAAGAUCUCGCACACACAGCUCCCUGUCUCCUGCAACGUGCUGUCAGAUCCCAUACUGUAUUUGUUUACUGCUGCAGUGGACAGACGAGGAAAGAAGACUGUUCUACUCUAUAUUUUCGCAAAGACUAUUGAAAAGAAAGAACAGGAGCUUGACACGUCUGUGAAUGGGAACACAUUUUAAAUGAACAAAGAAAAAAAAAAACUAUGAAAAACUUAUUUCUGAGAGAAAAAUGUCUUGAUUUUAUUCUGGAGAAAAAAAAAACAGAAAUCUCUUUCAAUUGUUUGAUGAUUUCGGGGGCGGGCUGAGAAAAAUAAUAUUUCUGCACCAUUGAGUUCUUUUUUAUAGCAAAGGGAUACAAAUCACACUGAAAUUUCUCGCACUGGCAGCCCCCUUCUUUCAUUUAUUUUCUUCACCCCUUUAAUGGAUGACGACAGCAUCUUCUCUUUUUUUUUUACUUUCAUUUUGAUCAUUUGGUUAACGUGGAGGGCGAGGGGAUGGGGGGGGGGGGGGGGGGGUGGGGCGAGGCAAAGCUGCUCACUGAUAUGUGCCAUCCUCUCCACUUUUUCUUCAGGCUCAAGUUUAACAAUCCUAUCCAUCCAUGACACUCACCUCCUCUCUGUCAACAUCAUAUUCCCUCUUUAUGUAUUUUCUACUUAUUUGUGAAAAAAAAAAGAAAAAAAAAGAAAUUGUCCUCCCUUAUGGUUUGAAACGUUUAAUGGAAAAAUAAUAUGACUGAAAGAAAUAACUGAGUUGUGUUUUAUUAUCUAACUGUUCAAGAGGAAUUGAUUUAUUUUCAAACUGUUUUUUUUUUUUUCUGGUUCUGCUGCCUUUUUUAUUAUCAUUUUUUUGUUCAUUUCCUGUGAGAAUUAACCCAUGUGGAGCUUUGAAAAAAAAAAAAAAACAUGAUUCAGGGCUCACAUGGCAAAUAAAUGUGAUGUUGCUCUCUGUGUUAUCAAACCAUGAGGGAAAUGAAGGAUAGUGAUCGUUAUGCAGAUUCUUGAAUCCCCCUUUUCCCCCCACUGCUAAGAGAUACAAGCCUUUAAAGAUUACCCCAUGUGAAUCCAUCUCAGCCAUCACCAAGUCGCAGUCAUGCCAUAAAAAGAGGAUAUUUCAUUCUUUUUCAACCCCAAAUAGAAUCCGUGCUAGCUCCGUUUAGCAUCUCAUAUUCUGCCAAAGCGCUAGCUUUAAAAGCUUAGACUGAAGAAUUCAUCAGUUUAGCAGGUCAUUUCUCUCCCCCAGUUUCUGAGGAUAUUUUUUUUUUUUAACUCAACCUGACCUUAGGAGGCUCUUAAACCCCAGACCUUUAUGAAGAGUUAGCAGCUGAGCAAAGUCCAAGAUCGCAAUCAUGGCUUCCACCUAAUGUCUCUCCACCUCUGUUGCUCAUUACGCCCACCGUUAUCGUCGUGCUAACAGGUUGCACAAAAUCCUAACGUUCAAAAUUUAGCCAGAUGUUGAGUUCAUAGUUCACAUGAUAACUUUCCGCGUGAUUCCUUCGCUUGUGAGCAAGCGGCUCCAAGAAAUUUAGAGCGAGACAGAAAUCUGUAGAGGGAGCACCAGAGAUUCCAAGGCCACAAUGUGAAAGAGUGAAGAGGAAACAGAGAGAAAAAGGUUUAAAAGAAAGGCUGGAGGUGUUUUGCUUCUUUGCUUCACAUUUUAACAUCCCUACUUCAUUCUCUCAAAGAGGACAACAGGUUCUUCUGCUGUUGCUACAUUAGCGCAUCAGUCCUCCACACAUGAGUGGGAGAAAAAAAAAAAGAGCGUCAGAGUUCAGGAUGAAUUCAAUAGACAUCGUGAUAUUGUUUUUUGCCGGUUUUCAAAGGAGUCCCCAUUAAUCUAACAGCUCAGAGAUAGGAGAUGGGAGACAAUUUCGGCGGAAGAAAAAAGUGCAUGAGAAAAUGGUAGCCGAGCAAGAAGAUCCAAAAAUAUAUAUAAUGAGAAAGCUAGAGGCAUGGAAGAGAUGCAGAUUAAGAAGGCGAGAGCUCAAAACAGUAAUUAUCCGGGGAUGGCGAUUUGUCCUGACAUUUUCAGAAGCAGCCCUCGAACCAUCUGUUUAAAGAUCCCUAAUGUGGUGCUAGUGAAGCGCAGCGCAGAUGGUGAGACAAGAGCGCGGCCCUGCUAACCUUUCAAGCUAAUCAGCAGAUAGACAAACCUCACAGCUCACUCCUUCCUCUUGAGGAAGGAGGAGGAGCGAGGUGGGUUCGGUCCCCGCGUCGCCCCUCGCUGAGGUCACAUUCUCCACGACCUUCUUUGAGACUUAGGAUUCCCCCACAGUACACGAGUGUCCACACAGGACGGAGCAGAGCAGCGGCCUUCAUGGCUACAUGGUUUCAACCCCAUGUGGUGUGCACCAGAAGGGAGCGUCAGUCUCAGGGGAAACAGAUUUGACCUUUGAACUGACAAAUUCGUUUUUUGUAUGAGGAAAACUGAGCAUUUUUGAGAGGAAUUCUCCGCAAAGCCUUGUUCCUAUUUUAAUGUAUAAAUGGGAUUUGAUGAAAGAAAGAAAGAAAGAAAGAAGGAAUGUGAAUGUUUUAUUUCAGCACAGUUUUACUUCUUCAUAUUUUUUUAUUAUUGCACACUAACACUAUGACAGGUUUCACCUCAAUGAGGGCCAGAUUUUUUUUUCUAGUUUUUUUUAGUUUUCAACUCCAGGAACGGUAAGUUAGAUGUGAUUGACUGAUUCAGAUUCAUCUUUUGAAUGUGCCACCGGAACAAAGGAUCAUCUUUCCCGCCCUUGACAUCCCCCCCUCCCCCUUCCUUUUUUAUUUUCUUUAAAUGAACUCUAGUAUGAUGCAAAUGCUUAUACAUGAUGGUCAGAGUGUGUUUUUGUCAUCUUGUUUUCCUACGUGUGUUGAAAGCCUGCCAAGCUGAGAAGCCCAUAAAGAGAUAUGAACACAGGCAGAUGCCAAAUCAAAACCCUACUACUCUCACCUUGAACCCCUCCAGCUUUCGAUGCUAACGUGUUAGCCGACUGCUAACACCAUCCAACAUUCUAGUUAAUUUACUCUUGAAAACCCCCUACUUUUCCCUUUGUCCCACAUUUUUGGUUCUUUUUUAUACAUAAGAUUGUACAAAGUAGUCCUCUAAUGUUUUCAUAGUGUCUUUUUUAUAUGAAAAUAAAUUUUCAAAUUGA